UCUGCGGCUGCAGGUUUGCCACCGGCGACAUACAUGGGGACACACGCAGCACUGAGGAGGAACUGAGAAUGAAUGACCGAGUUCAAACAAAGUGUCCGUGAGUUUCUGUUGGGAAAGCAUCAAGAUCUGCGGCAAACUGUGAAUUGCCUUCACCUCCAAAAUCGGGGUUGCUGCCGGUUUUUCACAUUAAUCUAUCAACUAAACGUAUGGACUUAUGGAAGUUUCCACCUCUGUAUCUCAUGAAUUUGCAACCACUGCAAAAUGAAAGAGGGAAAAGAAAGAAAGCAACUGUCUGAUUGAGUGGAGUCCUGCUCAAACCCUGGGUGAUUGGCAGGAGGAGGAGAGUCUGACGGAGGAGCAGAGGAAUGUUGGCAGCCAUUUAGUCUGAGCUCAACAACGGAGGAAACAUGGAUUCUUCACAAAAAAAAUGUAAACGCAGCAAUGGAGUGAGAUGUCGGACCUCUGAGGAGGAUAAGGAUGGUUCGGCAACAACAGCAAAAAGAGAUGAAUCACUCAGUUGUGAGCAAUGUGGCAAGACUUUUAUCACAGCAACAAAGCUAAGAAUUCACAAACGUAUUCACAUUGUGGACAAACCAUUCAGCUGUGAUCAGUGUGGAAAGGCUUUUACUCAGAAGAGUCACUUAAAAAGCCAUCAACUCAUUCACAGUGGAGUGAAACCAUUCAGCUGUGAUCAGUGUGGAAAGGCUUUUACUAAGAAGAGUAAUCUAACAAGUCAUCAACUCAGUCACAGUGGAGUUAAACCAUUCAGCUGUAAUCAGUGUGGAAAGGCUUUUACUCACAAGAGUCACUUAAUAAGACAUCAACUCAUUCACAGUGGGGUUAAACCAUUCAACUGUGAUCAGUGUGUGAAAACCUUUACUCAACAUGGACAGUUGUUGAUCCAUCAAUGCCCCCAUUCUGGUAGAAAGCGGUACCGCUGUGACUCCUGUGAAAAAACUUUCAACGACCAACGGAGCUUAAAAUAUCACCAACGCAUCCACACUGGACAUGAUGUGUACGUAUGUGAUCACUGUGGUGAACCAUUUGUACGGUACUCACAGUUAAAAGCUCAUGAAGUGACCCACACUGGGGUUAAACCAUACCUUUGUGACCAGUGUGGGAAACGCUACAGCUACAUUACAUGCCUUAAAGUUCAUCAACGUGUCCACACUGGGGAGAGACCAUACAGAUGUGACGAGUGUAAGAAGACUUUCACAACUUUGGGUUGCGUGAAACGACACCGGCAGAUCCACACCAGAAAGAAAGCAUUCAAUCAGUGUCACAGUGAGCAGAACGGAACAGAUGGACAAAACUCUCAGACUUGUCAGCACUCUGCCAAUGGUGAACAGUGCUGCUUUGACCAGUCUGGACCAACGUCCAACCAACAAGGAACCCUACAACGACACCAGCGUAUGCACACUGGACACAGACUGAACCCCUGCCAAGAAGAUUUCUCCAUGCAGGCUUCAGUAAAAGAACUGAACCCUGCAUGGAGUUUGUGAAAUCCUCCACAAACUUAGUCCUUGAGAUCCGGCUUCACAGAAUUCAGGUCUAAUUUCUUGUUUGGUGUCUUCAUUGCGUCGUUGCAAAAUCCAUUAAGAGGAAAGCUGUUGUUAACAGACGUGACUGGUAAAUUAAACCAUUCAAAGUGAUUACUCAGUUAAAUGAAUUAUCAGUGGUAGAGGGAUGGAGACAGUGAGCAGCAGGGCGAAUUUCCUCAAAUACCAGCUUAAUCGUUCCUCAGAUCCCUCUGGACUGCAGGAACCCAUUAGAUGCAGAGCUGGUUCAGUGAUUCUCUGAUGAUUAAUCCUAAUUAAUUUCGGAGAUUACUGGCCUUAGGAUUCCUCUAUCAUCUAUCUAAAAUAUUACAACAAAAUAUUUACAACAAUUUUCUUGCCAAAUUUGGGGGAUUUUUUUGAAAAGAAAACUUUUAAGAAAUUACUUGAAUUUUCUUCCUGAAAGUUUUGAAGAUUUUCAGAAAUUUGGGGAAUUUUUUUGCUGAAUUUUUUGGAUUUUUUUUUUAGACAAGGAAACAAUGUUUUUUGGUGCCUGUCGAUGAGGACAACAGGAGGGUUAAAACAUUAAAAGGCAACAUUAUUAAGGUUUCUUUUAUGAAACGUUUUUCAUCAACAAGUACACAAAAUAGAUUAAAAUAUAAUCUAACAUAUUUACUGAUUAAAAACUUUGAAUUUCUUCCUUAUGUUGUUCUUCUGCAUAACUCACUAUUUCAAACUGGCUCAUGUUACUUCCAUGUGAUCUGUCAUUAAAACGGCCACAUUCUACCAUAAACACUGUAAAUAAUAACACGCCUGCUCAAAGUUAAAGGCCAACAUACGACCCAAACAUGACAUGGAUUUGGUGCCACUUUGAACUAAGAUGAUCUCUUCUGUUAAACAAACCGUUGAUUGUGAAUCUUUUUUCCAGAUAUGAAGCUGCUCCUUCCAGGUCCACAGACGGUAAACAAAACAAAGCUCUCUGUAAAAACCCUCAGAAUGUUGAAUAGAAUAAAUGUGGACAGUUUCAUGACCGGAAGAGAAGAUUUCUGGAUCAUUUUGUGUCUCAUUUGUGUCAUUAUGUGUUUUGUUUUGGUCAGUUUGUCUUUCUGUCUGGUUUUAAACGUUUUGCAUCUUUUCAUGUUAUUUUUUUUUCUUCCAUUUUGGUUAUUUUGUGCCUUAAAUUUGACCAUUUUGUGGUUCAUUUUAGUCAUUUUGUAUGUGUGUGUUUUUUUUAAACUUUUUAUUUAGUUUUGUUUUUCGAUUUAAGAAAAAAUAAGACAAAACAAGGACAACAACACAAAAACAAUGAUACAGAGGGGGGCAGAUACCGAACUUCCGGGUUAGCUCAUGGAGUAACCAGAUGCACGGUGAGAUCGCUCUCCCAGACAAACAGCAAUUUAUCCCCAAACUAAAUUAAGACUCAGUAUUACUUGAUGAAAAAGAUAAAUGGAUAGGGGGAGAACGCUUAGAUGUUAAAAAAAAAAAAAAAAAAAACGAAGAAA
Messenger RNA from Acanthochromis polyacanthus (spiny chromis), 2998 nucleotides. RefSeq names its product zinc finger protein 239-like. The transcript has 5 exons. Lineage: Eukaryota; Metazoa; Chordata; Actinopteri; Pomacentridae. Gene Ontology annotation, biological process: regulation of DNA-templated transcription. The coding region runs from base 408 to 1502 and encodes 364 amino acids. The record is from RefSeq and is a predicted model, not a curated record. Gene Ontology annotation, molecular function: RNA polymerase II cis-regulatory region sequence-specific DNA binding; DNA-binding transcription factor activity, RNA polymerase II-specific.